Messenger RNA from Paramuricea clavata, 5840 nucleotides. The record is from the annotation of a GenBank genome assembly. Lineage: Eukaryota; Metazoa; Cnidaria; Anthozoa; Malacalcyonacea; Plexauridae.
AUGGCUUCGUUUUGUUGGAUUCUUCUUGAAGCAACCAUGUUAUAUCUAAAACUUAUCUCCGUGUAUGGUGGAGAAUUUGUUAGAAUGAGAAAUUUUUAUGCGUUCGGCUGGGGUAGGUGGAAUACGUAUGAAUUCUUAUUACUACCAUGCAAUUAAAGUAAAAGAUAUUCAAAAACUUGCUUAUUCAUAAAGGAAUUCCGUUUAUAACACUGAAAUGUUAGUUAGGGUGAGGCUGCAUGUUUUGUUGUAUUCUGGUUGAUGUUAUCCAUGUUGAUUACUAACAAUUGAUUAAUUGUUCAUUAUAAGCCUGUCUGUUUUAAUCAGGAUUUCCUUUGGUAUACGUUGGUUUAUCUUCUGGUUUGAAGAUUGAUGCUUAUGGUACAGAUAAGUGGUAUGUAUUAUAUCACAAUGGCCACCACUUGACCUGUGUGUUUCUGUUUAUCUCCUGGUUUUCUGUUUCUUACUUCCUUUUUCUCUAUUUUCUUUCAUCGGCUUGUUUUCCUAGUCGUCUUUGUGUUCCCCCCCGUCGUCUCUUAGCAAUUUUUAAAUUAUAUUCUGUCAGUUUUAGUUAUCUUUAUAUAUUUUAUUAUCUUUCCUCUCGCCAUCUUUUCCUUCCUCAUGAUCGUUUUUGCUGUUGACAUUGUACUGUUCUUUGCACCAUCUUCUUUGUCUGAAUGAAUUGAAUGAAUUGAAUGAAUGCAUCAUUAUCUUCAUUAUAAUUUUUUUGUGGUCUUCCGCAUCUUUUUCUUCAUUGUCUUCAUCGUGAUAGUAAUUAUUUUUAUUAUUUUUGUCUUUGACUUUUUAGGUGCUGGCUGUCUUACGAAGAAGGAUUCGUUUGGGUGUUUUUCGCACCAGUAAUUAUAGUAACAUCGGUAAGGUCUAUCAAACGAUAAUGAAGAAAACACCGUUUAAGGCCAUUAUGCGGCACAUUUUAUAAUAACACUAUGAUUAUGUUAAGAUCCGUCAUUUUUCAAUAUAGUGAACAACACAAAGAAUAAUUUUAGCUUUAACGUAACGUAACGUAACAUAUGAAAUAUCUUAUUGUAGUUUUAUAGUAUCAUGAAAAAACCUUCAAAUAAAGCCAUUAAGUUGGAGCCCUAUGAAAACCUAGUAUAGCAAGUUGGAAUUUUAAACAGCAACGUUGAUCUGUUUCUGUAUCUGAUAUUGACAAAAUCGGUACAAUCUUGUGUGGUCAUUUAAUCAAAAGAAUGAGCUUUUACUCUUUUGCCCUUGACGAACUAUUGACGAACAUACGAAGAAUGAUGCAGGAAAUAUGAUAAAGUUUGUUACUCUAAACUUAACAAACUUUGGAUCACUCGUGCUUGAAAUAAAUUCGUUGUUUUUCAGGUAACUCUUGUUGCUUUAGUUGCUGUGGCUCGUGUUCUUAUUCGUGCUGCCAAGACACAAACAAAUAACAAGAAAUACAUUGUGUUAGUUAAUUUCAUUGAUUUCUUCACGAUAAAAUUCGUAGUAAAUAUUAGCAAGAAUGAAGAAAAUGUCAAAUAAUUUUUUACUGGUUUCCUAACAAAUGUUGGCACCAAUUAAUACUAUUUAAAACACGAACAUGACUGCUACACGAGCCGACAUCCGAGUGCCUUGUACCUGAUAAAGCACGAACUCCGAGCAGGGUGCGAUAAUUCAAGAUUUUUAGUCGUAGCUUACUGGUAUUCCAAUGAUUAUUGCUUCGUACUUGAGCUGAUACAAACAUGAGACUCGAGGUGUACUUAGUCUUUCAAAUGAAGUACAUAAAGUACAGGGUUCUGAAAGGUAUUCAGUAAUUUGGAACUACGAGUUAGAACGGGGAGGACAACGAUGGCAUACACAAACACCAGGAUCAACUCCAACAUUCCAUCAUCCCAUCAGUCCAACAAUUCUUCAUUUAACGACAUGUCAGACGUACCUAUAUACCGACUUUUAAGUACGACAACGUUUAAACGUUUUUGACUUUCAACUAACAUUACGAUUUUUAAUACCUUUGGCUUGGUAAGGUCAUAUGGUACCAGCAAAAUGUAAGUACACAGACAGCGACAAGUAGUAAAAGACCCCCGUCUGGCGUCGGAAGUAAUUAGUAUGCAAACUUAGGUGCCGGAAGUAAUUAGGAUGCAAAAUAUAUGCCGUCACUUGGCUAGGCAAGCCUGGGCCAAAUGUGACAGGUAGCGCGACCAAACACAACAAGGUAACGCGACCAAUUCUUUGCGGGCAUAAAUUUACAUAAAAAUUUAGAUUUAAAACGUAUUUAUUUCUUCAAAACUUUUUACAAAUUUAUGCUUCUAAUAUAUAUCGUCACUUGUUUGAGAAGUUUCGCUAUCCUAUUCGUCGUCAUGCUGCUUUCAUCAUCGUGGUUGCUUUUAUUUUCUGUAAUCCAUUUGGUUCGUCUUGGGAUAGCUAUAUGAGAACACAGUUUUAGCAUAUUUGUAGUUGAUAAAUUACUGCGUUGGCCUUGUCCUGUAUUAUCCACGCUCUUUGCAGAUUUUGUAUUCGAUUUUAUUCUCUUCCUGGUGGAUUUUGGGUGUCAGAUGGGUAUUUUCUUUAUUCCGCUUUUAUUCCACUUUGACUGCUUUUACUGUUCCUCAUUAAUCUGUACAACUCUGCUAAAACAUUUUCUAAUUGUAAAGCUGUUGGCUUAGCACGAAUAAAAUAAGGUUGUCUUUCUUCGGAAGAAAGUUCAUGGACGUCUGGCAACUGGUUUGCCAAUCUUUUUAAAGUUCGCUUGCCACAGAUGGGGCAAACUUUACACUUCCGAGUCAUAAUGUGUCAAAUGAUAAAUGUCAACUGAUUUCCUAACAUUAAAUAGUUGUGGCCACAAAGCCCUUUUUGAAGGUAUGUCGGGACUUGGGAGAGAGGAAGAGAAAUGGGUUAGGAUAAAAAGCUACCACACAGGAUCGUAUUUUAUUUUACAUGUAUAAACCAAACACAAACAACCAUUAAGAGUCAAUGUCAUUAGGAGACCAUGUGUUUCUGAAAAGUCUUUUCAAAAGAAAUUUUCUCUUGUCAAUAGCGGCCUCUAACGCUUCCCUGUGGUCGAAAUUAUCAUCGUUGACAAAGAUAUCCCUGGUUUCCAUAAUCUUUUUGUGAACUGGAUCCCUCUUUAGUUGUCUUAUGCAAAGUAAACGUUCCAGAUAAAUAUUCUGCAAAUCUUUACCUAGUUUUGGUAGGAUAAGUAAGUAUGCCUUGUCUUUAGCUUCGUUUUCGUCAAAACAUUCUGCGGUGAAAUUCUGCGUUCUUCGAAUUCCGAUAAACUUUGUUGGGUUGCUUCAACUUUUAAAGGAGCCCAUGAAUCGCUUUCGUAUUCAUCACCUACUUCACUAUUAGUAUCAUCUGCAUUAUCAGAAUGACUUUCUGACGUAGAAUCAGUUUCCACUUCGUUGUCAGUGUUAUACGAAUUCUCAACAUCACUCUCUGAUGUAGCACUAUCGGAGUCUGCAGCCGUUCUCAUUCUUUUCAUCUUUACACUGAAAUCUGUAGUAGGUUUCCAACAGUACUGUAUUUCCUUCGUAUAUUGUUAGGUUGAAACAACUCCAGCCACAACCAACCGGCGAAUGAUCAAUUUUCUGAACAACAUUACAUUUUAUGAAAUGACCCUAAGGGCCUUUUCUGUGGACGUGUGGCCCGAUUGGUGGAUGACAGGGGUACUGCCUCCCCAACAAGAGGAUUCUAGAGAAUCCGGCCACAAGGCCUUAAAAAAGUCGCUUAGAGCCAGUGCGAAAAGUGGCCCUCAGGGCCUUUUCUGUGGCCUUGGGGACCGAUUGAUGGAUGGCAGGGGUACCACCUUCCCACCGAGAGGAUUCUAGAGAAUCGGGCCACAAUGCCUUAGAAAAGGCCCUUAGAGCCCUUCUCGCACUGGCCCUAAGGGCCUUUUCUAAGGCCUUGUGGCCCGAUUCUCUAGAAUCCUCUUGGUGGAGAGGCGGUACCCCUGUCAUCCAUCAAUCGGCCUAUUAACUGUGAUCAGAGAGUGAUGUUGAGAAUUCGUUUAAAACUGACAACGAAGUGGAAACUGAUUCUGCGUCAGAAAGUCAUUCUGAUAAUGCAGAUGAUACUAGUAGUGAAGUAGGUGAUGAAUACGAAAGCGAUCCAUGGGCUCCUUUAAAAGUUGAAGCAGCCCAACAAAGUUUAUCGGAAUUCGAAGAACUAACGCAAAAUUUCACCACAGAAGAUUUUGACGAAAACGAAGCUAAAGACAAGGCAUACUUAUCCUACCAAAACUUCGUAAAGAUUUGCAGAAUCUUUAUCUGGAACGUUUACUUUGGAUAAGACAACUAAAGAGGGAUCCAGUAAACAAAAAGAUUAUAUAUGGAAACCAGGGAUGUCUUUGUCAGCGAUGCUAAUUUCGACCACAGGGAAGCGUUAGAGGCCGCUAUUAACAAGAGAAAAUUUCUUUUGAAAAGACUUUAAGAAACACAUGUUCUCCUAAUGACAUUGACUCUUAAUGGUUGUUUGUCUUUGGUUUAUACAUAGAAAAUAAAAUACGAUCCUGUGUGGUAGCUUUUUUCCCUAACCCAUUUCUCUACCUCUCUCCCAAGUCCUGGCAUACCUUCAAAAAAGGGCUUUGUGGCCACGCCUAUUUAAUGUUAGGAAAUCAGUUGACAUUUAUCAUUUGACAUUAUGCCUCGGAAGUGUAACGUUUGCCCCAUCUGUGGCAAGCGAGCUUUAAAAAGAUUUGCAAACCAUUUGGCAGACGUCCAUGAACUUUCUUCCGAAGAAAGACAACCUUAUCUUAUUGGUGCUAAGCCAACAGCUUUAGGCUUAGAAAAUGUUUUGGUAGAGGUGUACAGAUUAAUUGGGAAGAGUAAAAAGCAGUCAAAGUGGAAUAAAAACGGAAUAAAGAAUAUAUCCAUCCGUCACCCAAAAUCCUCCAGGAAGAGAAUAAAAUCGAAUACAAAAUCUGCAAAGAACGUGGACAAUACAGGACAAGGCCAAGGCAGUAAUCUAUCAACUACAAAGAUGCUAAAACUGUGUUCUCAUAUCGCAGUCCCAAGACGUACCAAAUGGAUUACGGAAGAUGAAAGCAACCACGAUGAUGAAAGUAGCCACGACGACGAAUUAAUUGGAUAGCGAAACUUCUCAAACAAGUGACGAUAUAUAUUAGAAGCAUAAAUUUGUAAAACGUUUGUGUAAAUUUUUGUGUAAAUUUUUGCCCGCAAAAUUUUUUGCCCAGGCUUGCCCAGCAAAGUGACGUCAUAUAUUUUGCAUACUAAUUACUUCCGGCACCUAAGUUUGCAUACUAAUUACUUCCGCCGCCAGACGGAGUCUUUUACUACUGCGACAGUUCGGCGUACCUAUGUGGAACUUGGUUAAAAACCAAAGACGUACCAGACCGUAAUAUUGGCGCACCCCCGUUAGGUAAGUACACGAAUUAUCGCACCCUGCCUGGGCGAGUGUUUUAAAUGGCUUAAAAAACGAGCCAUCUUGUAACAUUGGCGAAGUAAUUUUAAAAAUCAACAUUGUCUAAGCCGAGAAAAUCGAAGAUAAAUAAAGCUUAUGUAAAUUAACAUGAUCACAUAAUAUAGAUUAUAAAAAAAUAUAUACAUUUUAUCUCAUAUAAAACCACCGACAAUGUAAUAUUAGAUUUUGUUUGUAUUUUCCUCAUGAGUUAUUAACGAGUUUUUGAAUAAUGUAUAUAUAGUGAAUGUCAAAUUUAUUUUGACGAUAUUGACUGCAUGAUAUUAUAUUGACAAUGUAAUGUAUAUUUACAAGACUCGCAACUGCUUUGGUUUAAAUUAAUAAUCUGAUCGAAGCACUACAAUCUGUUCAUAUUCACGAAUCUGUCUAAAACUUACUUUGAUUAUUUUUAGUUCUGCUGCGCGGGGUAUUAUCAUUUUAUAUCCAACACUUGGGCUAUC